GAUGUUACAAAUUGUCAUUGCGCACACUAGUGCACAAUACGGAAAAUUGCGGUAACAGAAAUUUCGUUGGAGGUUAUGGCACGUGAUAAACAAUUUGCGGCUCACAUAGCGCGUCCGUCAUGAUGCCGCACGUGUAGAGUUUGAACUACAUUCUUUCGUACCACACGCAGGUACUCGAGCACUCGGAGAAGAAUAUGCAAACUGGUGAGCGUUCGUAAAACACUAACUAAAAUAAUGGAGCCGAUUGUAUCGAGAAUGUAUCGCGCAAGAUUCAUAUCGUUACGACGUUUUUCAGCAAAGUCGAAAGUUGUGCUUGAUGAGACGACGUCUACUUUAUUUUCUAAUGAUGAAAUGAAGUACAGGCAUCACGAGGGUAUUAUUAAGCCUAGAACACCAGACUUCCCAGAAUGGGCAUCAAAGGAAAUACGAGAUAUUUUGAAAGAAAAGCAUGUAUUGUUAAAAGAUAUUAAGGCGAGCGCAAUAAACUUAAAUCGUUACUUGCACAACCGGCGUCCACCAGUGGAAGAUCAUCAGUUACCUGAAAAGUUACAGAAAGUAGAAGAAUGUUUGAACGAACGAGUGACAGACAAUGAUCAAAAGAUAUCCAUAGAGGAUAUAGAUUUCCGAACGAACAGAAAAGCCAGAAAUAUUUUGAAACAAAAUGUUUAUAACUGGCAGCCGAUAAAGUUUGAUAAACCUACUUCCCUCACAUACUUGGUCGCCAGAAGUGUUCAGAAUUAUGUAGUUCUAUAUAAGAUUCUAAACGAGAUUAAACAACGUGACAAGAAUUUUACACCCAAGACGUUAUUCGAUUUCGGUUCUGGCUUCGGUACAGUCAUGUGGGCAGCAUCUGAGAUAUGGUCAAACUCGAUAAAGGAAUAUUUUUGUGUCGAUGUAUCGGAAGCAAUGAUAGAAUUGUCAGAAAGAUUAGCGAAAGCUGCAAAGCCUCAAAUCGCAGGAAUCUCCUAUCGUCAAUAUUUCCCUGCAUCUAUGCAACCUACUUAUGAUAUUGUAGUAAGUGCGUAUUCUUUGUUUGAAAUGCCGGGUGAAAUGGCACGUCUGGAAGCGAUAUUGAAACUUUGGAGGAAGACCGAAAACUAUCUCAUUAUUGUAGAAGAAGGAACUAACGCAGGUUUUAAAUUGGUGAACGAAGCGCGAGAUUUCGUCCUCAAAUACGCAAAUUCGAAAUACAAAACUGACAGACAACCCAGUUACGUUUUCUCACCUUGUCCGCAUGAUUUCAAGUGUCCGAGAUUCGUCGGAAACGAUGUUCCGUGUAGCCUCGUCGUUCGGUAUUACCCACUUAAAUUUCUGGACGCUACAGAGCACAAGUCGGAACUUUACUCCUACGUCGUGCUUAAGAAAAGUAAACGUCCGGAGGACGACAAGCAAUGGCCGAGACUCGUGGAACACACAUUAAAACGUCACAGACACGUAAUUUGUCGCAUGUGUGUCGCCAGUGGUGAACUGAAGGAGGAAAUCUUCACCAAGUCCAAGCAUGGAAAGCAUAUGUAUCGUUGCGCGAAGAGCACUAUGUGGGGCGACAGAUUACCUCUCAGUUACGAGCAACAACAGGAGAAUCCAGAAGAAGAGAAUCCGGAAGACGGCACAGCUAAUGAAAGAACUAUUUUAUCUCAGCGGAAGUUGAUCAGAAGUCUUCCAAAAUUUACCACUCGUUUCCGUGCAACGCCACUUAAAGGCUUGCCAAUGCAUCGUGUUAAUGCUUAUAACGUAAACAUCAGGCUUGCGAGAAACGUAUGGGAAGAGGGGCAUUUAAAAGCAGACCGAACGCUGGUCCACGACCAGUCCCGCUUAUACAACGGACGAGAAAAUUUCUCCAGGUGCAAGGUAAGAUAAAUUCAAGGAUUCGAG
This is a messenger RNA of Ooceraea biroi (clonal raider ant), 1872 nucleotides long. RefSeq names its product methyltransferase-like protein 17, mitochondrial. Gene Ontology annotation, biological process: translation. Gene Ontology annotation, cellular component: mitochondrial small ribosomal subunit. Lineage: Eukaryota; Metazoa; Arthropoda; Insecta; Hymenoptera; Formicidae. The record is from RefSeq and is a predicted model, not a curated record. Gene Ontology annotation, molecular function: structural constituent of ribosome; methyltransferase activity.